Anopheles cruzii is the source of this 5547-nucleotide messenger RNA. It is a transcript of the gene tara, whose product is annotated as transcription factor mef2A. The record is from RefSeq and is a predicted model, not a curated record. Gene Ontology annotation, cellular component: nucleus. Bases 31 to 3798 code for a protein of 1255 amino acids. NCBI's taxonomy places the organism in Eukaryota, Metazoa, Arthropoda, Insecta, Diptera, Culicidae. Gene Ontology annotation, molecular function: transcription regulator activity. The transcript has 2 exons.
CCAUUGGCGGAUGCCACCACCGAUCUCUCGAUGUGUAUUAUAGAACAUCCCCUCGAUGCUGCCCAUGCUCAUUCGACACUGAAAAUGGGUGAAGAUACCUCGGCAACAGUGGCGUCAACUUCGCCCAACGGCACCACCAUGACCACCAGCAUCAGCCCCGCGACGCUUUGCGGCAACAAGCGUAAAUUUGAAGACAUUUCCUCCUCCACAACUACUACCGUCAGCGUUGGGAGCAGCGAUUCGCCGGACGGUGAAAUACUGUUGGACGUCGUGUACGAUCAUCAUCAGCCACGGCAACUGUCUCAGCAAGAGACGCCAGCUCAAGAAGAAGCCGCGACAGCGGAAGAAGCGAACGAUGGUAUUAAGGCGUGCAAAAGUCCUCGUUAUGAGUGUGAGGAUGCACAGGAUGCAUCACAGGACAACCAAGGCUCAAAGUUGCCCGCCGGGCAGGUUCAGUUGGGCAAGAGCAAUAUUCUGGGCAACAGCAGCAGCAGCAGCAGCGCCAGCAGUAGUGGCAAUGAAAGCAAUAGGAUAAUAAAUGCCCCAAUAACGGCGACCGGCAGUCCUACUGCUAACAGUAUUAGCUCCAAUAGUGUUGUCAGCAGUACUGGUGGUACGAUGCCUUUUGAAGUAGUCGGUGCACCGACGAUCCUCAACCCGACGGCACCGAUUUUGCUGACCACACCGAUGUCGGAAGAGAACACCAUCGCGAAGUUGGAGGCAGUGGCCGUGCCGGGCGAGACGGCCUGGAACUGUGAGCCGAUCGUGGAUAGCAUCAGUAAGCUACAGGCGGUCGCAGUGCCCGGUGAGACAUGGGGAGGCGGCGGGACGGACAGUACUAGAUCCACGCUGGCGACCACGUUGCUAGUGGCGGACGAUCUAGACGAUGAUGAUGAUGAUUUCGAGGAUGACUUCGACGACGACGAAACGAUUCUGCCCGGUUACUCGUCGAUGCGCUAUCAGUGCACACCGAAUCGUGGACCGACUACCGGUGCUGGAGGUCCCGGGUACAUUACACCGGCGUACCCCAAGCCGGGCUACUUUCCGGAGUCGUACCAAAACUGUGCGCGUUCGGCUGCGACCAACAAUGGAGCUCAGCAGUACGCCAAUCGAGGGUACGGAUGGUCCCAGCACGGUUACUACUCGCCGCCCUACGAGGCACCGAGCUCGCAGCAGACCAUUCGGUGCGCAGAGAACGGCAAAAGCUACUUCGAGUUGGGCUCCGCCAGCUACAGCAGUGCCAGUGCCUCUGCGGGAUCGCUAAAUCCGCUAAGCGCGGGAGCACCACCAUUGCCACUACCGCAGCAGCAGCAGCAGCAGCAGCAACAACAGCAGCAGUUGCAAUCGCAGCAACCGCAGCCACAUCCGGUACCAUUCGGAGGUGGUUCGAUCGUAAUGGGCCCGGCACCAAGACAUCACAUGAAGCGGUGUUGCGAUGGACGCAACAUGUCGUGCACCAACAAACAGUGCUACAAGGAACGGCGUCUGAAAAUGAUGAAUCUGUCAAUGUUUAAGCUUGCCCGCUUCCGGCAGGCAUCCGACCAGUCGCUGUACCGCUCGGUGUUGAUCUGUAAUACUCUAAAAUCGAUCGAACGUGAGAUCGACAACGAAAACAAGGAAUUAAAUCAUCAACAGCACCAGCAACAUAUGCAGCAGCAUCAGCAACAACACCACCAACAGAACCAUCAUUACCACAUGCAACAACACCAACACCAGCAGCAGCAGCAGCAGCAACAACAACAACUGCAUCAUCAACUGCCGCCACUGACACCACCUUCUACGGCGGCCGCAGCAGUAACUGCGCCCGCCACGAAUCAACCGGCAUCCUCGGCGUCAGGCACGUCAUCAGACUACUUUGCGAACCAUCGUAUCGCGGCUCCACCGAGCCAAGCUCGCACCGCGAACGGCGCUUCAGUCCCCCCGGGGCCGGUGGUGUAUAGUUCCGUCACAGAGCCUUCCACCAUCACCAUGCAGCUGUCGCCGUAUGACCAGCAGCAACACCAGCAGCAACAACAACAUCAGAUGCACCCGCACCACCCCCUGCAUCAUCACCACCAUCUGCAGCACCAUCAUCACCAUCCGCACCCGCAGUCCCAGCAGCAUCAUCAUCUGCAUCACCACCAUCCGCUCCAUCCGGUGGCGCCGCCACAUCACUCGGCCCCCCAUUUGCUGAAGGAUCCUCAGUCGGGACGUGCCACUCCGUUCCCGGUGGGCUGUGCGAUGCCAGCCGCACUGAACAGUGCCUCCAGCACCUGCUCCAGCACAACCACGAGCAACGCAACGAGCAAUGGCGGCGUCACGGCGGCUAACACGACCAGCACCACUGGUGCGGCGGCAGCAGACGACUACCAGCAACAGCAUCAUCCACAUCCGUUACAUCAGCACGAGUCGCAAACGCAGCUACAGCAACAGCACGCGGCCCCAAUACAGGAGCCACAGCCAAUGCACCACCACCACCUUCACCAUCAUCAAGCGCAUCUGCAGCAUCAGCACUCCGAUGCCGAUUCCGGCUUUGGCGACGAUGACUGCACGCGCCCCAUCAACUGGGGCUCGGUGCUGAGCCUAUCCUCGCAGUCGGCCCUCGAUCCACUGAACGGUAGCGAUCUGUUCGUUACUUCGCCAACGGGCAGCGGCGAGGAAGAUGUAACUCCCAUCGCCGGCCCGGUGGCGGUCCUGGAAAACUGUGAUAACUCCGCCUCGAACACGUCCAACGCAACGUCACCCAUCGCGAUGGAAGUGGACGCAGCUUGCCCGGUGACGUCCCCUCAUGGGGAAAGUACCUCUAGUGUCGCUGAAGGGACGCAAUCGGGGACGGACACGACGCUAUGCAGCCUACGUGAUGUUGCUGAAGACAUGGAGGUGAUAGGUAGCGGUCCUACGACUAACACCAGCAACAGUGUGUCCGUGAACAAUGGAAGCAGCACUAGUAGCAUCAGUAAUGGCAACAGUACAACGACAUCCAUCGCCCUAGCGUCUGGCAGGAGCAGUGAAGGAGAAACAGUCGUGGUUUCCGUGGGGGACACUGACAACGGCAGCGGUAGCAAUAGAAGCAGCAAUAGUAGUAGUAGUAGUACUAGUAGCAGCAACAGCAGCAGCAGUAGUGGUGGUGGUAGUGACGCCAUCAUUGCAGAUCCCAGUGUACCAGCAGCACCGUCAGCGACGACGGUUGCCAACGGCAGUGACAGCCCUGAUCAGACGAUCUCUCCCAGCACUACCACCACGCUGACGACUCUUACAAACAGCAGCAGCAGCAGCAGUAACAGCACCAACGGUGGCAACAUCAACAGCAGCAGCAGCGGCAGCAGUAGCAGCAACACCCAUGACGAUAACAGUAGCAAUAGCAGCAACCACUCCGUCACCAGCACGUUAAUCACGCUUACCAGCAGCAGUUCGGCGACGUCACCGUUGCUUUCGUCCUGCGCCUCAGCCCUACAGCACUAUGGUAGCCUGCAGCACCACCAUCAGCUGCAUCACUUUCGGCAGAACGGAACCAUUCAACUGGGGCCAUCCUCCGCCGUGAAUGGCAGCCUUUCCGCUGGCGGCGGUGGUGGUGGACAAGUUUCUGGCGCCACGGCUAGUGCCGGUUCAAGCUGCUGGGAGUUUGCAUAUCUUGACAUGGAUCUCGGAACUACGCACGAACUGUACGAUAUGUUCCCGAGUUGCUACAAGAUCGCAUCGUUCAACUCGAACGACGUCGAUAUGCUAGGGCUAAAGGGACCAAUGCUGGAACCUAGCAAGGUCGUGUGCGGCGACAACGAGAUGGACUCCUUCACGACGCACAUCAUGGUCGGGAGUUAGUAUUAAGCCGGCACAUGCGGAGCUGGACGGUGCGUUUGAAGGUUGUGCAUCUAAGAUGGCUGUGCGUGUUGUUCUCUGGUAGCUUAGCCCUGUUGCUGGGUUACGAAAGCUGGCGGAAACUGAACGUCGUUCAAUUGAUGGUUCCUUAUUAGAACUGGGGCUAAGCAGCGUAUCAAAAGUAAUUUUCAGCCGUUGUUUUGCGCACCACCCACCCCAUAAUCAUUGUCAGGGCAUUAUAACAUAGAUUUGCAUUAAAUUAAUUUAACUGGAGAACACUAACGGGCAACUAUGAAAGCAGUAUUGGUGUAAUGAUUGUGCCAUAGAGCAGUCACUCACAAAGUAGGCCGGUGGAGCAACUUUUACCGAAACCGCAGCAGGAUUGGAUGCGUUUGUCCAACAUAUUUUGUCAGUAUCUCGAGCCCAGCCCCCCUGCUACUAACUCUUAUCGCCAGCAUUUUUGGUUUCGGGCUUUGUAUUUCUUGUGAUUUUAUGUUUUGUGCUAUCGUACAAUGGAAAACAAAAACGUAAAUCCUCAAAACUAGGCUAGUAUUAGUAAAGAUGAAGAUCAAUUGUGGAACGGACGAUUUGAAAGACAGACAGACCUAGGAAGAAGAGCUCGAUCUUAAUCCUGCAAUACUAUGUUUGCCCAACACCGGGAACUUGCAACGGUAUCGGCGCGUUGGGGUAUGGAAGGCCUCGAAUGAAACAGAGACAGAGAAGAAGAAAGAGAGAGGGAGAGAGAAGAAGAAUCUUUUUCUGCAUUGCGAUCAAACCGAUUCUAGUCCGCGGCAAUGACCUUUCUACCAUUUGAAGCGUACAAAAUGAAGUACUUUCUCGCGUAAGUCUAGGAGGAUUGCAUUGCGUUUAGUUUUUGACCGAAAAGCGUUGUUGAUCGACACUGGGAAUUGUUUAAAAAAUAAUAAUUAGUGAAUAGUGGCGCAUGGUUUCCUUUUUCGUUGGUGACCGAACGCGACGGCUGAAGAAGAAGUGGUUAUCAAAGUAAUUUUUUAUUCAUUCACACACCGCCACACACGAGAAGUUCGUUUUACUAGCGUCAGUUAGGGCAAACAAAUGGUGCAAAACACUGAAAAAAGUACGAAGGCAGAAACCACCUGCCGCCAUAAGCUGAAAAUGGUGUAAAAUUGUAUCGUAAAACGAAAGCGAGUUGUUUCGCAUUAUAAAAACAAAACAAACGAGAUUAUGGUGGAAUUUCUUGGAUGAUGAGACAAACAAAAGAGACAAACUUGGAUAAAAGAGUGGCUAACAGCAAACCAUCCGCAAACGAUUUAGCGAAACAACCUACUGAUAACGGAUAAUUGAUUUAGAGUGCAAGAGCAAAGCGCAGCUGCCGGUUGAUACUUUUAAAGGAUUUAGGGUAGGGAGAAGAGGUGAAGAAAACUACAAAAUGCGUUUUAACAAAAACACACAGCUACAGUAACUCUGGCAAUUAGCGUGUAAUAAAUAGUAUGUGUAGAAUACGUUACGAUUGUAAGCAAAUGAGAGGACAUAAGAGUAAUUUAUUGAUAUAUACCAUAUAUACACGCAUACUAUAUUAUAAUGUACAUAUAGGCUGUAGCAAAAGCGCUGGAAACACAUUUCUGGUUGGUAAACUUAGAAGAGAGAUCGAAGGAACCAGCAUAUUCCGCUUCUAGCAUUAUCGGUACUCCGCGACACGUAAGAGCCGUAAUGAAACAAGCAAGAAAAGCUACUACGAUGAAGCAAAAGGAAUAUAAAGAGAGAACCGAAGGG